This is a messenger RNA of Zeugodacus cucurbitae (melon fly), 775 nucleotides long. Its product is annotated as succinate dehydrogenase assembly factor 2-A, mitochondrial. Gene Ontology annotation, cellular component: mitochondrion. The transcript is spliced from 3 exons. Bases 169 to 651 code for a protein of 160 amino acids. Lineage: Eukaryota; Metazoa; Arthropoda; Insecta; Diptera; Tephritidae. Gene Ontology annotation, biological process: tricarboxylic acid cycle; mitochondrial electron transport, succinate to ubiquinone; protein-FAD linkage. The record is from RefSeq and is a predicted model, not a curated record.
UGUACCGGUAUCACUACGGCCCCUAUAUGUUGCUGCAUCAACAUCUGGAUGGAAUUUAUAUGUCAAACAACAUAUAAAUAAAUAUCUGUUUUUCAAUAUACUGACGAUAUCGAAAUAUCGUUUUUUUAAUAAGUAAUACAAAAUUUAUAUUCGAACAAAACUUGUGAAAUGCUUCGGCAAUUACUGACCCAGGGUUCGCGUCGGACGAUGUUGCGAAUGCGGAUAUUUUCUUCCAAAGUUACAACUGGGGAUGACACAGAUAAAGGAAAGGUGUUGAAUAAUGCCGAUGUUCCAAUCAUCGAUUAUGAUGAUCCAGAUUAUCUACCGCUUCCGGAGUAUCCUAUGCGACCAGAUGAGCCACUGCAAGUGCGGAAACAACGCCUUAUUUAUCAAUCUCGAAAGCGUGGUAUGCUGGAAAAUGAUUUGAUACUAAGUACAUUUGUUGCACGUUACUUGAAAGAUAUGGACGCUACACUCACAGCACAAUAUGAUCAAUUAAUUAAUGGCGUAACAAAUGAUUGGGACAUAUACUACUGGGCCACCAAUGUUAAGCCAACACCACCGGAACAUGAUAAUGAUGUUAUGCGCUUACUUAAGGAACAUGUGGCGAAUUCGAAACGCGAACAACGCCUGUGCCAGCCGAAUUUGUAAAAUCAUACUAAUGUUAUUGUUAUGAAAUUAGUUUUUAUUUUCUGUUGCUUAUGCACUACUAGUUGUUAACAAAUAUUUUCAAACAAAUAAAAUAAUCGCGUACUUACUUACGAAGUUAUCCUAA